Magallana angulata is the source of this 1392-nucleotide messenger RNA. RefSeq lists its product as uncharacterized. The coding region runs from base 259 to 1128 and encodes 289 amino acids. The record is from RefSeq and is a predicted model, not a curated record. The transcript is spliced from 4 exons. NCBI's taxonomy places the organism in Eukaryota, Metazoa, Mollusca, Bivalvia, Ostreida, Ostreidae.
GUCACACCCUCCAUUGUACAACAAGUAAACCACACAAACUUAAUACACACACUACGAGUUGUUCUCAUCCUUGGAGUUUUUCUACCAUAGUAAGGACGUCCCAGGCGUUGGAACAAUCGUGAAAAAUGAUCCGAUAGCGUGUAUUCAUUUUCCUGGUGUGUUAAAUCUCAAUGUUCGAACAUCACCACCAAGCCUAUAUGUAGUAAGGAAGCAGCCACUCUUUCUCGAGUAGUUCUCAAGUACCGUGUCAGGGGAUGCAUGAAUCGGCCUUUCCAUACGAGAACUCCGGUGCAUCUAUUUACGAGAGAUAAAAAGAUAGAAUGCACAACAAUGUGGCGGACAUUUUCUAUUGUGUGUGUUUGUUACCUUGUUCGAGUCAGCCUGAACCAAACGACGACGAAGAGUCAAGAUGAGAGUGGACAAGACAUUUGUGGUGGGACAAGCCAGGCCAGAACAGUGGGCCUAAAGAAAGGAGAAACUGAAAGUCUACAGUGCAAUCUAACCAGGACAGCGGGGCAAAACACCACCAUCAAGUGGUUUGCCGAAAACCAAGACCAGGCUAACAUAGACCUACACGUGAGCGGGGACACCCUCACCAUAAGGAACGUAUCAAAGACGUGUGUGGCUGCACUCUACCGCUGCGAGGUGUUCGUGUCCGGGAGCUCGGUGUGCAACCAGACAUUCAACACAACCGUCCUAAGCCCACCUGCUGUUUACAUUUAUCCUGAAGAGGAAAAUAUUAAAACUGAGCUCCACGAUGAUCUUCUGGAAAUUUUCCUGAAAAGGCGCGGUAAAAAAUGGGAGAUUGUGUGUUCAGUCGAUGCUGACUCGCCGUCGAAUAUCACGUGGUAUGAACCAUUACGUCACGGAGUGGAGGAUAUGGUGAUUGGCUAUUUAGAGGAAAAUAAGACUAAAGCUGAAAUGACAAAGGAGUUCUUAAUGUCAGGAGACAGCUAUCGAACUGAACUUCAUGGCAGUACUGUAGGUAAUAUUCUGUCGACCCGUGAGUUAGUGAUGGGGAUACAGGUCGGGGAUGACAAAACCUACAAUAGGACCUAUACGUGUAGUGCUACCAAUAAAUAUGGCACCGAUUCCUGGAGUGUAAAAAUUAUGCGGGACUAUUCCUAGUCCGCUUGGUUUAUGUCUUCAAGCCAGAAAAAAUAUCAGAAUUUUGACUUGAUGGGCACAAAAGACAAGCAUAUAGACACACGAGUCCUGACGCAAGUAAAGUGAUGUACAUGUGCAGUUAGAUAUGGAAGAUGAAAAGAACUUUGUUUGUCUUUGUUUGAAAGGUGAUGAUCUGUAAACUUCUCAUACAGAAUAACAAUUCAAAGAAUCAUAUAAUAAAGGUUUAUUUGAUUAUAUCAAUAAAUUAUAUAAAAAUUGAGUAGA